Molecule: messenger RNA, 1297 nt
Organism: Rana temporaria (common frog)
Lineage: Eukaryota; Metazoa; Chordata; Amphibia; Anura; Ranidae
Gene: GALK1
Product: galactokinase 1
Exons: 8
Coding region: 85-1233 (382 amino acids)
Biological process (GO): galactose metabolic process; carbohydrate phosphorylation
Cellular component (GO): cytoplasm; cytosol
Molecular function (GO): ATP binding; galactokinase activity
Source: RefSeq, a predicted model, not a curated record
UCAUGAUUGGCAGUACAACCAGGAAGUCCAGCAGAAGCCGCUCUGACAGCGGACAGGCUGAUGGUGUAGGCGGGGCGGCACAGUAUGUCGGCUCCAGAGGAGAAGGCACGCCGGGUGUUCUCGGAGAAGUUCGGAGGAGAUCCGGAGAUCGCUGUGUUCUCCCCCGGACGGGUUAAUCUGAUCGGAGAACACACUGACUACAAUGACGGCUAUGUACUUCCUAUGGCCUUACCUCUGAUCACUGUCAUGGUGGGAUCUCGGCGUGAUGACGGGAAGAUUUGUCUUGUGACCACGGCUGAGGGGGCGGAUGAACCCCAUAAAGUGGAGUUUGUGGCCCCGAGUAGAGACAAUCCUCUGGUCCCCGGGACACCCAAAUGGGCCAACUAUCCAAAGGGGGUAAUCCAGCACUACAGAGCUGGACCUGUCCCUGGGUUUAAUGCAGUGAUUGCCACCAGUGUUCCAUUAGGCGGAGGCCUAUCCAGCUCUGCGUCUCUGGAAGUGGCUACUUAUACCUUCUUGCAGCAGCUGUGCCCAGAUGACGGUGAUGUUGUCCAAAAAGCCCUGACAUGUCAAAAAGCUGAACAUACAUUCCCUGGAGUACCCUGCGGGAUCAUGGACCAGUUUAUUUCAGUGAUGGGGAGAGAGGGACAUGCUCUACUCAUCGACUGCAGAUCUUUAGAGGCGACACCAUUUCCCCUGACAGACCCCGAACUGUCUGUGCUUAUUACUAAUUCCAAUGUGCGGCAUGAGCUAACAGGGAGCGAGUACCCAACACGCAGGAAACAGUGUGAGGAGGCUGCCAGGGCCCUCAAUAAAGAGGCUUUGAGAGAUGCCAGUAUGGAAGAGUUGGAGGCCAAAAAAGAGAACAUGAGUGAGGUGUGCUAUAAGCGGGCACGUCACGUCAUCACAGAGAUUGAGCGCACUGCUAAAGCGGCACAAGCUUUGAAGAAAGGGGAUUACAAACUGUUUGGCAAAUUAAUGGUGGAGAGCCACAACUCUCUGAGGGAUGACUAUGAAGUUAGCUGUCCAGAAUUGGAUGAACUGGUUGCCAUCGCUCUGGAGGUUCCUGGCGUGUAUGGUAGUAGGAUGACAGGAGGUGGAUUCGGAGGAUGCACAGUGACCUUGUUGAAGACUUCAGCUUCCGAGCAAGCCAAGCAGAGAAUUCAGGAGAAAUUCCAAGGAACGCCGACCUUCUAUGUCACCAAGCCAUCGGCCGGAUGCGGUGUCUUGUAACCUUAAGGGAGUGUAGUGAAUAUACCUUUCUACUUUAAUAAAGAACAUUUUAUUUGUAUCUGCA